AUGUUGAAUCAGGGCGGCCACUUCUAUGUCUGUGGAUCUGCACGGCAAGUGCCCGAAGACAUCUAUACUGCCAUGAAGGAGGUAAUGAUGGCACACGAGCGAUGUCCUGAAGAGGAGGCGGAGGCGAUCCUCUCAAAUUUGAAGAUGGAAGGCCGUUACACGGUGGAAGCUUGGUCGUGA
This is a messenger RNA of Symbiodinium necroappetens, 180 nucleotides long. NCBI's taxonomy places the organism in Eukaryota, Dinophyceae, Suessiales, Symbiodiniaceae. The record is from the annotation of a GenBank genome assembly.